Desarmillaria tabescens is the source of this 1071-nucleotide messenger RNA. RefSeq names its product CRAL TRIO domain-containing protein. The coding region runs from base 110 to 979 and encodes 289 amino acids. NCBI's taxonomy places the organism in Eukaryota, Fungi, Basidiomycota, Agaricomycetes, Agaricales, Physalacriaceae. The record is from RefSeq and is a predicted model, not a curated record. The transcript is spliced from 5 exons.
AUCAAAUCAUCAUGGGCGGCCAUGUCGGAGUCCACGUCGGCUUCGUAAACCGGGUCCCAUUUAAUCGCGUUCCUUGUUCCUACUACCAGUACCACUCACCACGACAAUAAUGGCUCCUCACCGCCGCGAAGAAGAGGCCCUCUCUACCUUUCGGAAGCAGCUCUUUGACGAGGAUAUCCUGCAUGAGGGAGACUCCAUUGGUACGGACGAUGAGACGCUUCUGAGAUUUCUGCGGGCCAGGAAAUUUAAUUUGAAGCAUGCGAAACAGAUGUUUCGCGAUUGCCAAGAGUGGAGGGCUUCGGUGGAGGGUGCGGGUAUCGAUGGGCUGUACAGGGAGAUCGACCCGUUCGAUUAUCCUGAACGCGAAGCCAAAGGACGUCCGAUAAACGUCCACUUCUUUGGAAAUCUUGAUAUACCAAAGCUGUACAAGGAAUGUACACCUGAAAAACACUGGCAAACUGUCCUCGUAAACUGCGAGUCUUUGACGCGGGAAGUCAUCCCCGCUGCUUCCAGGGCAGCCGGAAAGCCCAUAGGCACAGUCCUCGUCAUAGUCGAUCUCAAAGGCUUUGGAUUGAGUCAAUUCUGGCAAAUGAAAUCCCUCGCUCGGAGUUCUUUCCAAGUUUCUCAAGACUACUAUCCCGAAACGAUGGGCCAGCUCGCAAUUAUAAACGCUCCCUCAUCUUUUACUUUCAUCUGGUCCGUGAUCAAGCCGUGGUUGUCGAAGGAGACUUGCGAAAAGGUCGAUAUCCUCGGAAGUGACUACCGGGAGGUUCUUCUAGAUUUGAUUGAUGCCGAUGCGCUACCGAGCGUGUUGGGAGGUGAAUGUCGGUGUGAUGAGGCAGGGGGGUGCCAUUUAAGUGGCGCUGGCCCUUGGUUAGAAGGCCGGAAAGGCUGGGGUCCCAAGGCUCAAACUGACAGUGAUGAUGAUAGUUCGACAGAUGUUGGUACGCCCAAUAGUGGGAAAUCUUUGGAAUCUUAAGAAUCUAUCCAUUCGCAGCUUGUAUAAUGGCUACUACGUUGCAUGUAUCAUAUACCAUAAAUCAUCAUAUUUGUACAUUACCAUCAAAAUCC